GCGUUAGGUCGUCGCUUCAUUUUACACUUCCAAGUAGUCUGAGACCAGCUUUGCGCGCAAAAUGUUCUCGGGUCUCGUGUUGUUUGUGGCAAUUGUGACGCUAAACGCUGCCGCAGCGGUGCUGGCUCCAGUGAAGGUGUUGAACGAUGGCAACAAGAUGCCGAUGCUUGCACUGGGGACGCACAAUUCAACCGGUGAGGCAGCGUUCGCAGCCACUGUCUCGGCCAUCGAGCUAGGCUAUCGGCAUAUCGACACUGCAGUCAUCUACGAAAACGAGGAGCAGAUAGGCAGAGCUGUCGCUGAUGUGGUUAAGCGAGGAGUAGUCAAGAGAGAGGAUCUCUUUAUUACAACCAAGCUUUGGAAUGACAAGCACUCCAGAGAAGACGUAGUUCCGGCAUUAAAAGAAGCUUUGGGAAGACUUAACUUGACAUAUGCGGACUUAUACCUCAUCCAUUUUCCCAUCGGUGAAAAGGCUAAUGAUAAACUGGCGGAUACAGAUUAUCUUGAAACGUGGAUGGGCAUGGAGGACGCCAAAAAGCUGGGACUGGCCAAAUCUAUUGGAGUGUCCAACUUCAACAGCGAGCAGAUAGACAGGAUUAUCGCCAACAGCCACACGAUACCCGCAGUGAAUCAAAUAGAGGUAAACCCGUCGCUGACGCAAGAAUCUUUGGUAACCUACUGCCAAAAAAAAGGAAUCGUGGUCAUGGCCCACAGCCCAUUCGGCUUCAUGGUAGAUCGAGAAUCUCUGGAGUCCCCGCCUCCCGCACCCAAUGAUCCGGUACUGACGAAGAUAGCGAAGAAAUAUGGGAAGACUACGUUUCAAGUGGUGCUGCGGUAUUUGGUUGAUCGCGGAACAGCUCCAGUACCCAAAUCAGCAGACAAGCAUCGCCAAAAGCAGAACAUCGACAUUUACGAUUUCAACCUUACGGAGGAAGAAAUUGCAGCUAUCAACAAAUUUAACAGUAAUACCAGAGUAAUAAAGGGUGUGUUCUGGUUAGAUCACCCGUAUUACCCUUUUAAUAAAGAGUAGAUUGCCUACACGUAAAAUAUUAAGGAAUAAGGAUAUAAAUUUGAUCUACACAUAUAUCAUAAACCUUCUAUGACGCCUUAAAAAUCCGUAAGUAAUGGCCAACAUUAAGGUAAACUGUUUGGUUACAACAAAUUUCUUAUCUGCGAAAACGUUGUAAUAGCUUCAAAUGAUGUAGUAACAUCAAAAUUUGGUUAUGAUAUUCAAAUUUCGAGCAUCUCUGAAAAAAAAGCAAUUCGAUUCGACCUCUAUUCUAAUAUCAGUCGAGAUGCCUUUUUGUUCGACAUGAAAUGUAAAUAAAAUUGCAUACAAUUAUCGAACGAUACGGAAAUAGGCCCGCCCGAAUCUAGUUUGUCUCUACGAAUGUGUGAAAAAAGUUUUCAUUUACCGCCAUUUGACGUACAGUUUAACUUUUAAUUAGUUUUAAGUAUAAAAUGAGUUUGUUUUGUUGUUUUUAAAGUAACAAUAGCAAAAGUUUAGUUUAAAAUGAGCUAUAAAAAUAUUUCGGCGACGCCGCCACAUAUCCGCGAAUUCCGCCAAAAGAGCAACGAUUUCCCAAUGUUGGCUGUAAUUGGGGUUUGUGUAUAUAUAAUAGAAAGUUUAUAAUAUGUAUGUAGAUAAAAUAGUGUUUGUAACUCUACAUAAUCAGGCAUUGAAAUACUCGUGUGGUCCUUUUAAGAAACUCACUUCGUUCGUUUCACACUCACACUUGUGUUUUAAUGUCUCAUUAUGUAGCAGUCACAUAAACUACUAUUACUCAGCGCCUGGCUUCUACAUAAUCGACUAGAAAAGCAUUUACGCGUUUAAAUAAUAUACUGUUACUUCAUCUUGCACGCACUAAUCAGCAUUAACGCUUUUCAAGGUCGCAUCAAAAUAAGAUCAAAACCGUAAAAAUGUAGUUGGUAAAUCUGAUAGCUUACCGCGAAAAUCGAAAGUCCAAAUUUUUAUAUCUGCCUCUCUAUCAGUCUCAUAUUCGAGCGAUAAAGAGGCAGAUACCAAAAUUACAGGACCUGUGAAUAGCUGGGCUCCUAAUCUUAGACGAUUAGACGAAGGAGUUGAGACGCAUGCAGUAUGUCAUAUAGAAAGUUGUGGACUAUUUAACGCCAUUAUUUAACUUGAUUAUCCAUUGUUCAAUCUAGUUUUGAGCUAAUCACAAAGAGAUCAAAAUGAAAUUUCAGAAAAGAUGAUAUAAAUUGAAUGUGUAUGAUUUGUAAAUACUGCGAGGUGAGAAAUAAAACACAAAAGUACGUACUACCAUCUAGUAUUUUAGAUGGUAAAUACUUCAUAAUUAUAAAAUGUAUUAUAAAAGAAACAUAAGUAAAUUAUAGAUUCCCCAUUUGUGAUUCUGUAACUUAAAGUACUAAUUAAAUUAUAAUUAUAUUAUAAAA
This is a messenger RNA of Cydia pomonella (codling moth), 2415 nucleotides long. RefSeq names its product aldo-keto reductase AKR2E4-like. The transcript has 7 exons. Gene Ontology annotation, molecular function: aldose reductase (NADPH) activity. The record is from RefSeq and is a predicted model, not a curated record. Lineage: Eukaryota; Metazoa; Arthropoda; Insecta; Lepidoptera; Tortricidae. The coding region runs from base 62 to 1030 and encodes 322 amino acids. Gene Ontology annotation, cellular component: cytosol.